AUGGUGGACAUUAUCGAAGAAUUUUGCAAUGGCUUUAAGUCAUCAAUAGUGGGGAAGAAUCGUUACAUCCAGAAGAAAGUACUGGUCGGAAGCGCCCAAAUUAAUGUGGCUCUUGACGAAGAUCUGGCGCGAAGUUUGAAGAAAAUCGUACCCCAAGACGACCUUGACGACGUAGAAAUCCUUACUGUGAUCUGUAAUUCUCGUGGCAUCGAAGGUUCAGUGUUGAUAACGGAGGCUGCCUAUCAAGAUUUAGUACGCCAUCAAAUUAAACGUCUUGAAGAACCAGCACUGAAAUGUGCGAGUACCGUGAACUGCGAAAUCAUAAACAUCAUGAAGAUCUGGAAUACCUUCCUGGAGAAGAAAAUGCAACGCUUGCCGUAUUUGUCAGCGGCAAUUACCGACGAAGUCACCGAACUAUUAACCGAACGACAUCUGGUUGUCCAUGAUCUGCUGAAAAAUUACGUUGCCAUUCAGGCCAGUUUCAUUAAGACGAUCCAAAUUGAUUUCAACACCGAAAUGCAGGAUUUGAUCAAGAAAAAUACUUUGUCGAAGUACGAAUUGCUCACGACGACAUCGGAAAAAGAGGAGGAACCUAUGCAGUCCAUUCUGGGAGACAAGCCGACCGAUAUACAGCAGAUGCAGUGUAAGAUUGUGCGGCAAUUGGUUCAAAAGUAUUUUGAUAUUGUCAAGUUGGCCUUCCUAGAAUAUUGUCCGAAAGCGAUCGCCCACACUGUUGUCUACUUUAUGGAGCGUAACAUCCAACGACGACUGAUGGAGAAACUUCACAAGUCCGAAAAAAUCGAUCAGUUAGUUCGAGAAUGUGAGACAAUCGAAGAACAACGGAAACUGACCACUGACAAAAUACGGGCUAUGGAUAGCGCUCUGGAAGUUAUUCGCGAAAUCAAAAACUCCAGAAUUUAA
Messenger RNA from Bradysia coprophila, 921 nucleotides. RefSeq names its product dynamin-1-like protein. Gene Ontology annotation, molecular function: GTP binding; GTPase activity; microtubule binding. Gene Ontology annotation, biological process: peroxisome fission; intracellular distribution of mitochondria; endocytosis. Gene Ontology annotation, cellular component: cytoplasm; microtubule; membrane. The record is from RefSeq and is a predicted model, not a curated record. NCBI's taxonomy places the organism in Eukaryota, Metazoa, Arthropoda, Insecta, Diptera, Sciaridae.